UUAGUGCUGGUAGCCUACUCUAUUUAAACAGCUGUCUUAGAGCUGAGGCAGGAUUCGAGGCUUGUAGUUUGGUUGGCUUUCCUGACUGUACAGGUAUUUUCAUCAAGAUCCUGCUUCUCAUUGGACCUGCUGCUAAAGGUGGACUCCAGGACCUAAAUGCUUCCAGACAGGAAGAUGCAUGCAUUAUUGACCAGAUCCCAAAAUAAGAGUGGGUUCAAGCCACUGCCUGUUGUGAUCAUUGGAAAUGGGCCUUCAGGAAUCUGUCUCUCAUAUUUGCUGUCAGGCUACAUCCCUUACUUCAAAAGAGACUCUCUUCAUCCUCAUCCCAUUCUUCAGAGGAAACUGGAAGAGGCACCAGACGUCUCCAUUUUGGACCAGGAUUUGGAGUAUCUGUCUGAAGGCUUGGAGGGACGAUCCCACAGCCCUGUGGCUCUUCUGUUUGAUACUCUUCAGCGACCAGACACAGACUUUGGUGGGACAGCAGAAUCUGUCCUCACUUGGUGGCACGAGGCUGACAGAGCCAUCCCACACCUGGUCCUUGGCAGAAACGCUCCUGGGGGUGCCUGGCAUUCUAUUGAGGGCUCUAUGGUUACCCUGAGCAAGGGGGAAUGGAUGGGACUCCCAGAUCUCCCAUUCAAAGACUGGCUAAAGCAAAAGAGAAGAGGCCUAAGGAACAACAGAGCCACAGCAGAAGACAUUGCUCAAUAUUACCAGCACUAUGUGAUGAGGAAAGGACUGCAGAAGAAUUUCAGAUGUGGUACUGUCGUGACCUCUGUGAGGAAAGUGAGUGCAGAGAGCAUCUCCAGCCAUGCACAGGAAGAUCAACAGGAGAGCAGUGGCUCCCUCUGGAACUUCAGUGAGACAAGUGCAGAGCUCUUUCAGGUGGAUGGGUUUUUCAGAACUGUGGAAGGUGAUAAAGAGCCCUUCUCUGUCUAUGCAGAGAACGUGGUUUUAGCUACAGGAACAUACGACAGUCCUACUUGGCUUGGGGUGAAGGGAGAGAACCUUUCCUAUGUCCACCACCAGCUGUCUGCCCUGGAGGAAGCAGUGAGGAACAGCAGCAUUGGCAUCAUGUCAGAUCCAGUCUUGGUGGUGGGCGCUGGUCUGACAGCUGCCGACGCGAUUCUCUUUGCUCACCAUUGCAAUAUUCCUGUCAUCCACGUUUUUCGGAGGCGGGUCACUGAUCCAGGCCUCAUUUUUAACCAGCUCCCCAAACUGAUGUACCCUGAAUACCACAAAGUCCAUCAGAUGAUGAAAGAACAGUCAGCUGCUUGUACUGGGCCCUAUGAGAGUUAUGUCAGCCUUCCCGAGCAUCACGUGCUGUCCUUCAGCAAGGACAAGAAAUGUAUCUUGCAAGACAAGAACGGCUACCAGAAGGUUUACAAGAUUUCCAUGGCUCUUGUUCUAACUGGCUCCAACCCCAACCUCUCCUUUCUACCAAAUAAUGGGGUCGACUUGGCAAUGAACGGGGACCAACCAGUCAAUCCAAAGAGGAAUCCCAUAGAUGUUGACCCUUUCACCUACGAGUGCACUCAGGAGAAGGGGCUGUAUGCUCUGGGGCCUCUGGUUGGGGAUCACUUUGUACGCUUUGUGCAGGGAGGGGCUCUGGCUGUUGCCAGCUCUCUCUUAAAGAAAGCAAACAAAAAUCCCCCCUAACAAGAACAACCCCUGGGUUUAACUGCAUCUGAAUAGAUUGUUGCUGCUGUGUUAGAGAAGCAAGUCAUCUGAUUUGUACAGCCUCCAACGUGAAGCUCACACCAGGUUCUGCAGAGAGUUCCUAAGUUCUUGCUGAGUUAUUCGAGAAGAUGAAGUCACCAAACAGAGUGGGUUUCACACACAGCAGUACCCUUAGUCCCUGGGGACUCUUUUCCUGCCUGGCAGUGCAUGGAGGCUGCAGGGGCUUUGAAUCUUGUGCCUUAGGAGGCAAGGCAGCCAUUGCUGCUCUGUGUAACGCCUUCAGGUUGCUGAACGUUGAUUUGGGGAACAAUCGGUGUUAAUUAUUUCCAGACAAGCUGACAAUGCUGUGUCUGUCAGUGGCUCUUUCAUGAAGCAAACUAAGCUGAUGUGGUUUUAUUUGCACCUGUGGCUUGGCUGUGUGUCAUUAUUAGACCAAAAAUCACUGCAAGAUGCUGCAGGUACCUCUCUGGCACGUGAAGCGGUACUCAGCAAAUAAAAACUGACAUAGAAAGUGUCAAAGCUGUAUUGUCUCACUGACACCAGCAACAAGUCAAUUACAAUGUCUUUUUCAUAAGAGAUUCCUCUGGUGGGCUUUUUUCUGCCUUGAGGAGUGGCACUGCUUUACAAACACUUGCCAUCUUGCAGCUUUCUACUUUCUAAAGCCUAACACUGCAAUAGCCAAACUCUUGGCAACUGCUGUAGAGGCAGCAGAGCUAAAGGGGAGCUACUGGUCUGUCUUGGACCUGCCUGGGUACUGUACGGGGCUUCUGCUGCACAAAGUCUUUCAGACUGGCACAGACACUUUUUGAUACUUUUAUGCUAUAUGUAGCAAUUAUUUCUACUAUUUUCUAAGAGGUUUUUAUUGUCAGGCUGUCAGUCUGUGCUUUGAAUGAGCUGAGGUGGGUGGGAAUGAGGCCUUACCUUGCAAACAGCAUUCUCAACAGACCUCCAGGGCCUUUCACACCCCUCACAGGAAAAAUCGGUGUCCUAGCUGAUCUUAGUUGAUGUAAAGACAGCCCCUGCUCCCUGUGCUGCACUGAAACUCACCGACGUGCCAGGAUGCUGCACCUGCGUCUGGAAAGCUGAGGAGGGGGAGACAGUGGCUGUUUGUAGAUGAAUCAGCCUCAAGCUGAGCUGUGUAAGGAGCUUCUCUGUGGUGUUGCUGUCUCACACUUGAAUGUCUUUGCCACUGACUAUUCUUGUAUGAAAUUUUUCAAUAAAGUGAUUUUGGACUUA
Colius striatus (speckled mousebird) is the source of this 2913-nucleotide messenger RNA. It is a transcript of the gene OSGIN1, whose product is annotated as oxidative stress induced growth inhibitor 1. NCBI's taxonomy places the organism in Eukaryota, Metazoa, Chordata, Aves, Coliiformes, Coliidae. The transcript is spliced from 6 exons. The coding region runs from base 157 to 1656 and encodes 499 amino acids. The record is from RefSeq and is a predicted model, not a curated record.